CCAAGAUUUAUUUUUCUUCCAUGUAUAUUUUUUGCUUGGAGCAAGUAUCACAUUUCAAAUGUGCAGCAGCAAAUUGGCUUUGGAAUCUGGAGAAAUAGCACUCGAGGAGCCUUGUUCUUGUUCUUGUCUUUGCUUAACAUCGCCCACACUAUCGCAGCUCUCAGCUUUCAAUUCGCACAAAUGCUUUCUGCAAAGAGAUAUUCGCCAGCGCUAUUGCGAUCUGUGCGCAGCGCUCUGAGGUCCAGAGUCGGCGCAGAUGAAGGCGUUGUUGAGCUGGCCAGCCGGCCUGUGUGCUGGAACAAAACAAACUUUCCAGACAUCUCACCUGCAGUACAAAAGCGGCAACCGCUGGCAACAGGCCGGUCGCUGUUUGGCAUUCACUCGUGCACACAAACACGCAACUACGCAAUUUCAACGCAUGCUGCCAAGACCAAAGUGCCUCAGUGCCCGACAUGCGGCGCGGCAUUCCAGACAGAGCGGGUGGGCGCACCAGGGUACCUCAACGAUCAGAAAUGGCGGCAGAUGAACCAGGCUAACCUCGUCCAGGGCCUACCUACUAUUGAGGGUGCAACUCUGGGCGAGUCUACAGUCAUCCCCGCCCUAGCCGAGCACGGCGCAGGCGAUGUCGUAGAUAAGGGGAGCGAGCCAAAAGUACUGAGCGACGAGGAAUACCAAAAUGCGAUUAAAAAUCUGGACGAUCCGGACCUGAGGGCUAUAUUUUCGGGAGAGGCCAUGCCCGGGUUCGUAGAUCCCAAUAAUAUGGUGGCAGAACCCAUGGUGGAAGAUCCCGAAGCGGGUGCCGAAAAGAACAGCAAAAAGGCAGAGCCGCACAGCGCCAUCGUGGCAUCGCGUCUGAAGCGGCGAGCAGAGCAGGGCCGCGACCGAAUCGUUUGCCAGCGCUGCUACAAGCUGAUGCACCACAACCAGAUUGACAAUCCGUGGAAGCAGGACAUUGUAUCUGACCCGCGGUCUUUGAAGUUCAUGCGAUACAGGACCAACCUACUGGCUGUGGUGGUUUGCGACAUUUUCGACCUUCCGGGAAGCUUGAUCCCGAAUCUAGGCGAGUUUAUCGGCGAGCGGCAUCCUGUGAUUCUCGUUGCGAACAAGGCUGAUCUGCUGCCAAAGGACUACCACCAGGAGCGCAACCUGGGCACGCGCGAGCUGGCAGCUGACAUUACAGAGCGCCGCAGAGCAGGGCAGGACAUUUACAUGGUCGGCCGUGCCAAUGUGGGCAAAUCAGAGCUGAUCAACGCACUGUUGCGCAUCAGCAUGGGUGGUUACAAACACAAGGUGCUUGCUUCUCACGUUCCUGGAACUACCAUGGGGCUUUCUGCUCUCGUGCCCGUGGAAGGCGCGCGGCCCCAAGAUCGGCAGGCCAACUUGUACGACACUCCGGGCGUGUUCAGCAACAAGUCACUGCUUAGCUUUCUGAAUAACAACGAGCUCAAGAUGGCCAUGUGCAGCAAGCGCAUAACGCCGUUCACGUAUAUCCUCAACCACGGACAGUCCAUUAUGCUCGGUGGCCUCGGACGCAUCGAUUUGGUCGAUGGCCCUGAGUAUGUGUAUGUGACCGUGUUUUCCAAUAUUCACCCGCAUUUUACGCGGACCCAGCGUGCUGUGGAGCUGACAGAAAGGCUUGAAGCCGGCGAAAAGACUUUUUUGCAGCAAACUGGCAGUGGAGCACACAUUCGAGGGGACUCAUAAGCAGCACGCCACCUUGGACGUUGCGUUUGCCGGAAUAGGCUGGGUUGCAAUUACUGGCCAGUUCCCGCGCGCCACGAUACAGGUGUUUACGCCCAACGGAAUGGGAGUCAGCGUUCGGCCGCCGCUGAUGCCAUUUGAGUAUAAGAUGAUCACGCCUCACACGUCCAGCACUCGUAAGACACCCAAAUGAUCCAAUUACAGUUGUCGGUUAGCGUUGUCAUUGACAUUGACAUUAUUACGUGCGCAAUGUAGAUUUUAUUUAUUAUCCUUGGCCUUGUCUAAUUUUAGACGUUCAACUUUACAAACAUCCAAAUAUUUAAAUAUAGAUGUUGACGGGCGUAAUUAU
Molecule: messenger RNA, 2050 nt
Organism: Kickxella alabastrina
Lineage: Eukaryota; Fungi; Kickxellomycota; Kickxellomycetes; Kickxellales; Kickxellaceae
Exons: 4
Coding region: 181-1704 (507 amino acids)
Cellular component (GO): mitochondrion
Molecular function (GO): GTP binding
Source: RefSeq, a predicted model, not a curated record